AACGCGUAUCCCAAGUUCAUUUACUAAUUGUCGGCAAUUUCCAGUCACUUUUGCAUCAAGUUAUGAAUUUUUUUCAACGUGUGAUUAUAAUUGACGUAGGUUUUCUACAGUUGAGCUAAAACGUCUUUCACAAAAUAAAGAAAAAAAAGCACGCGAUCUAAUUUUAUCAAAGAAAUUCCGGUUCAUUACAUUUAUGCGUUACAUCAAGAAAACCAAAAAUCACGCAUUUAUUACCGUUGACCGGCCACGCGGACUAGGUUGAGGUUUUUUUUCUAUAUAAAAAGUGUCAGAGAAUUAAAGUGUCAUUAGUCGGCGACUAAAACUUACUGAGAAUUUGUAAAGAUGCGCAUGCAACUACUAAUUCUGUUCUUCGCUGCUUCUGCAUCGUCAGCAGAGCAACGAACUAAGACGGUGGAGGAGGAACAAUGUCUCAAAGAACAUCCGAAGUUAUUAAAUUAUUUUUCCUGGGCUGAUUAUACGGUAUUGGGAAUGAUGUUGGGCAUUUCCUGCCUAAUUGGAACAUUUUAUGGAUUUUUUUCUAAAAAGCAAGAAACCAGUGAAGAUUUUCUAUUAGGAGGUUCUAGUAUGGGAACUUUUCCAAUGGCAAUGUCACUCGCUGCCAGUUUUGUUACUGCUAUUGAAUUGCUUGGAAAUCCCGCUGAAAUGUACUCGCAGGGUACGCAAUUUUGGAUGACCUGUCUGGCAUUCGUUCUAGUUAUUCCAAUAACGUCUCAACUUUAUUUGCCAGUUUAUAUGAAACUAAGGCUAACUUCAAGCUACGAAUAUUUAAAUUUACGAUUUAAUCGGCACUGCAGACUUUUGGCAAGUGGACUAUACAUGAUACAAAUGGUCUUGUACACUUCAGUAGCCGUUUAUGCUCCAGCAUUAGCUUUAAGUCAUGUUACGGCCCUAAAUACUUAUGUUGCUGUGACUCUAGUCUAUGUAGUCUGCAUUUUUUACGCAUCUCAGGGAGGUAUGAAGGCUGUUAUAAUGACCGAUACCUUUCAAGCUGCUGUUCUUCUGGGCUCAUUAUUUUUAAUUGUUGGAUAUGGAAUAUCCUGGGCUGGAGGCUUUUCCACUGUGUGGAACGACAACUUGCAAACUGAUAGACUUGAAAUUUUCAAUAUGGAUCCAACCCCCACUGUGAGGCAUAGUUUUUGGAGUGUUGUUGUCGGCGGAACUUUUUACUGGGCGACUAUGUUUUGUAGUAAUCAAGCGUCCAUCCAAAAAUACCUAAGCGUUGAAAGUAUCAGUCAAGUAAGAAAGGCUUUAUGGGUAUCUUCUGCUGGACUGAUACUUAUCUACUCGAUCAAUUUUAUGACUGGUAUGGUUUUGUAUAGUGUUUAUAAAAAUUGCGACCCUCUGCGAGCCGGGCAAAUUACUGGACAGGACCAGUUAUUACCACUCUACGUGAUGAAUUUUAUGGGCAGUUUGAAAGGAGUGCCUGGCUUUUUUGUUGCUGGUAUAUUUGCAGCUUCACUCGGUACUGUGGCUAGUGCGCUUAAUUCGCUGGCUGCCAUUACAGUAGAAGAUGUUUUACAGGGAUUAUUUGGUAUAACUUUACCAGCACGACAUGGUGCAUUUUAUGCUCGAUGGAUUAGUAUAUUAUUUGGAGCAAUUAGUUUCGCCCUGGUAUUUGUUGUUGAACGACUUGGAGGCGUACUUGAGGUGGCUUUAUCUUUCAAUGGAAUGGUGGGAGGCGUCACAUUAGGAUUAUUUUCCCUGGGAAUGUUUGUACCGUGGGCAAAUUCGAAAGGGGCCAUGGUUGGGGCCCUCACAGGCUUAGUUUUGGUUGGUUGGAUUGGAAUAGGAGGUCAGGUUGCUGCAAUUAAUCAUCAAAAUAAUAUCGGGGGAAAGGCAACUUCUGUCAAUCAAUGCCCUUGUGUCAAUGAAACUAUUCUCGCUUUAUCAGGAUCAGAGGAAUCUUUUCCAGAGGCUUGGUCCUUAUACAGAGUGAGCUAUCUCUGGUACAGUGCAAUUGGCUGUCUCGUCACAGUUUUCGUCGGUGUCGUUGUAAGUUUUGUAACUGGCUUCCAAGAUCCAUCCGAAUUGGAUUAUGAUCUUCUCAGUCCGCCAAUAAAACAUCUUUUGGGACCACCAACCAAAUCCAGAUCUAGCAGUAAAAUUCACGGUGUUACAAAUUUAGCCCUGGAGAUGUACGAUGAAAAAAUUCAUAUAGAAAAUGGCAGGGGUACAAGGUUCUAAUGAACUAUUAAUUAUAAUAUAGGCCUACACAAUUUUAGAUUCUGCCAGGCACAAGAACCAGACUGAUCAUUGCCCAUACAUUUUUUGACGCUGAAUCCGAAACUGUUACAGUAAAUUGAAUUUUAAGAUUUUUUAGGAAUUAAGUUUUAGGAAGUUAUCGUGGCUCAGAUGGUAUCGUGAUUGGCUUAAGUGCCAACACUGCAGCAUUGGUAGCCACAGUGGCGCGGGUUCGAUUCCCGAACCAGGAAGUGAGGCUGGAUGUUUUUUUCAGAAAGUUUCGAUUCUGCAUUUUGGUUGAUUCCACUAUAAAAAUUCAAUUAAUACAAAAAAAAAAUAGUUUUACCCAGAUAGUUCAGAUAGGGUAGAGAGUUACCCGGAGAAUCAAGACAAGUUAGAAGUCUAUCCAGCCAGUAGCGGCAUGAUAGAGGCUAGCGUUUUCCAUACAGAAUUUGAAUUGCGGGUAAUUUCUGAUCUUGGAAAAUCUUAAAAUUCAAUUUGCUAUAACUCAUUGAAAAAAAUCGAAUCAGGCCAAACUAAUAACUAUUCAAAAAGUAAUUAAUAAUAAGCUUACAGUGAAACUGUUGCAAAUUCUAAAAAAAUGUCUAGAUUUUGUAGAUGGUCGAAAAUGUCCGGAAACGGCAUUUUUACACCUUUAGGUUAGAAUAUCUCGAAAUCCUAUCGCUUUCCAGUAAAAACAAAAUGUUGCUUUAUAUGAAAUAUGGAAGAAAAGAAUUCAACAUUUUCACAAAAAAAUAUUUUUUUUUAAAAAGUUGAUUGAAUUUUUGAUGGAAUGGGCCAUUUUUGCUCAGAACUAGACUCCUUUUUUAUCUUUCAUUUGAGAAAAAAAAAUUGACGGCCACUUAGCUCAUUUUCGAGUUAUGAAUAUUUAAUUAUUAGCUGUAUUCGAUCAAUAGGUAGACAUUUCAAAUAAUAUUUACAGUUUUUCAGCAAGUUUAGGUUAUGUUGUUGCGAUUUCCCCUAACAUUCGU
Messenger RNA from Belonocnema kinseyi, 3194 nucleotides. RefSeq names its product sodium-coupled monocarboxylate transporter 1-like. The transcript is spliced from 9 exons. The record is from RefSeq and is a predicted model, not a curated record. Gene Ontology annotation, cellular component: membrane. Gene Ontology annotation, biological process: sodium ion transport; transmembrane transport. Gene Ontology annotation, molecular function: symporter activity. NCBI's taxonomy places the organism in Eukaryota, Metazoa, Arthropoda, Insecta, Hymenoptera, Cynipidae. Bases 343 to 2205 code for a protein of 620 amino acids.